Molecule: messenger RNA, 1992 nt
Organism: Xenopus laevis (African clawed frog)
Lineage: Eukaryota; Metazoa; Chordata; Amphibia; Anura; Pipidae
Gene: tecrl2.L
Exons: 13
Coding region: 193-1185 (330 amino acids)
Source: RefSeq, a predicted model, not a curated record
UGCUAAGCUUAACCGAAGCCUCUCGGGAUGAGGAGAGCAGUGCGGAGCUGAUGCUGAUGCUGCUCGUCACUUUGAGCAGGAGAGAGACCCAGCACUAAGCAAUAUCAGUCCGCGCUUCCCCUCACUCACUAGCACUCCCCGGAUUGGCUGCGUGCUUCUCGGGCUUCGAGCCGGUAUUAUCCCGAACUGGCUAUGUGCAUGGCUUGCUGGAGAGGAGUCCCCCGCAGAGAUCCCUGCAAAGCGGCCAUGAGCAGCAGGAUCAGUUUCUUUGAGGUGGAAAUUCUAGACUGUAAAACCAUGCGACAGUUAUGCUUUUUCGAUAAGGUAGAGCCACAUCUUACAGUUAAUGAUGUAAAACUGAUGUUUCAUAAAUGUUACCCCCAGUGGUAUCCAGCAAGACAGUCCAUCCGGAUGGAGCCCAAAGGCAGAUCUUUAAAGGAUGAAGAAAUCCUGCAGGACCUCCCAGUUGGCACAACUGCUACAUUAUAUUUUAAGGAUCUGGGCCCUCAGAUUGGGUGGACUUUGGUAUUUCUGACCGAAUAUGCAGGCCCACUUUUUGUAUAUUUUUUGUUUUACUUCAGAAUGCCUUUUUUCUAUGGCUUGGCCAAGGCAUUUACUUCCAGUCCACAUUCAGUAGUUCACUUGGCAUGCUGCUGUCAUUCUUUUCACUACAUUAAACGAUUGAUUGAAACAAUUUUUGUUCAUCGAUUUUCCCAUGGAACUAUGCCACUAAGAAGUAUUGUUAAGAACUGCUUCUAUUACUGGGGCUUUGCGGCCUGGCUUGCAUAUUAUAUAAAUCACCCUCUAUAUACACCGCCUUCAUAUGGAAAAAAACAAAUAAGCCUAGCAAUGAUCAUGUUUCUGAUAUGCGAAACUGGUAAUUUCUCUAUCCACGUGGCACUUAGUAAUCUAAGGCAAGAUGGCUCAAGAUCCCGGAGAAUUCCUUUCCCAACAAGAAAUCCUUUUACGUGGCUAUUUCUCUUUGUAUCCUGCCCUAACUACACAUAUGAGGUUGGAAGCUGGAUCAGUUUUACAGUCAUGACCCAGUGUGUUCCAGUUGGACUUUUUACUCUGAUUGGAUUCAUUCAGAUGACUAUUUGGGCAAAAGAUAAACAUCACAGAUAUGUGAAAGAGUUCAAGGACUAUCCCAGGCUGCGGAUGUCAAUCGUUCCCUUCUUGCUAUGAAAAAUGCACCUGCUAAUAGAAAGAAGACAUGCUGUUGUGUGAAAUAGUUAUUAAGGUUUGUGGAAGACAGUUCCCAGAGAGAAUGCUAAUGUUACUUGCAAAAACUCUGUGCCUGGAACUGAAAUUAACUGAUGUAUUUGAUUAGUAGACAUAGAAAAAAAUGUCCUCGUUUGACUCUUCCACCUGUUACUCCUCAAUCCACGUUAUUGCAAAAUGGCAAAAUUAGUUGGUUUUUUUUUUGUAGUCACAAAGCUUAAUUCAGGAUCUCACACACUCUUUAAUUGUAGUUAAUAUAAAAUAUUUUACUUCGAGGGACACAUAAUCAUUUUAUGGCCUUGAAUUAAAAAUAUGCAGCCAGGUCAGUGAAACAGUUUUCAUUAUUUUGACUCUGUACCCCACCACAAAUGAAGCAGUUGAUGUGAUUGAAUUGUACUUUCACCUUUAAUUCAAGGCGUUUAACAAAAAUAUCAUAUGAGCCAUUUAGGAUGAGCCAUUUUUACACGCGGCCCCCCCAAUUUCAGGGAGUCAGAAUUAAGAAGUGAUGUAGAAAGUAGAAGUGAUGAGGGUUACAUGGAUGCAGAUGGUUAUUCUGAGCCUUGAAAACUGUUUACAGAGGUGAUUGGAAACGCAAUUGUAUUUUACAGCAUUGGUAAAUGUUACCUUUUUAUUAUAAGAUCUUUUUCACCUACCUUGAGCAGGCUCAACAAUCCAAACUAUUUGCACAAUAUGUCGGUGAUCAAACUUUUUACUUUACUGCACAUUUUAAAGGAAUACAUAACAUAAUAAAAAAAUAUUUUUCUCAUUUUC